AUGGGGCACUUUUCUUUUGGAGCCAAUAUGGAUCUUUACGGCCAACUCUGCCGACUGCUGAUACGGUCUAGAGCUACAGACCAGGGGAAGGAGGAUACAGCAGCCACUGGGAGAUGCAGCCCUUCCCUGUCUGGAUCUGCUACUUCAGACACAGCAGUGCAAGAGACUGCAGUGUCAGCCAGAGAUGGCAAGCCACCUGACACACAGUCUCCUGGUCCAGGAGUCAAUAUGGGGCUUUUGGACCAUCUCUGCCAAAGACUGACUCAGACUAUUGAGGAUGGACCUUUCCAAACAGACAGGAUAAAUCUGGACUCCAGCCAGCCAGGCCCCACUGACUCUUCCGUCCCAGACACAGAGGAGCAGAAGGAGGCCCAAAAACAAGACCCGGGACCACAAACCCUGGGUGCAGGAGCGGGCAGCCACUGCAGCACUUUCUGUGCUGAGCCUCCUGAUCCAGGCACUAAGCGAAAGGCCUAUUCAUCACCCAGGGGACAGCUCGCCCCAAUCAGCGAGGAUGAGGAAAGACCAAGGAAGAUCAGAAGCCUUGCUUCCAUGAGGGACAUGGAUGAGGCUGCCCUGAGGAAGGACAUUGGCAUCCUCUUCCCAGGACUCCACUCCAUGGUGUGUCAUCUCCCCAGAGAGCACCUGGAGGAGCGGAGAGAGGCCCUGGAAUCUCUGGUCCAUCUGGCUCGCUUGUUCCUGGUGGAGCUGCUUGUGUUCCUGUUCAGAAGGCUGGACGAGGAAGAGGAAGAGCACUGUGCCAGUCUCUUCAUUCUGGACCGGAUAGUCUGAUCCAACAUUUCCGAAAUGACACACCAUACAGAGAAGCUGUUCAUAACCCUGGGGCCAAUCCUGCAGACCACAAGCCUACGGGUCAGAGAAGCCCUUGCUUAUUUUAUACAGACGAUGGGGGCGCAUGGGUUCUUGGAGAACUCUUCAUCAAGACCCUUAAUUGACUUCUUGGUGCGUCAGUGCACCCUGACCCUCGACAGCAUGGAGGAAGCAGACGGGAGGCACACCAUGGAGAUCGAGGUCCGCCAGCUCUGCUCCAGCACCCUGCAGUCCCUGGGUGACUCCCCCAGAAUGGCCAAUGUUUUGUGGCCUGGGCUACUGCUUCAACUGAGCCCAGCAGCCCACGGGCCCGCCCUGCGUCUCCUCCUGCAGACGUCGGUUAGGGUGGUAAGGAGGAUGCAGGAGGAAGGCAGCCUGCCCUUGGCCAGAAGGUUUGGCAAGGAGAACAGAGGGUGUUGGUCAAGCCCCAGGGCCACUCUACCCCAGGAGCUGCUGGCUCAGCUGUUGGUGCUCAGUGCAUCCUCAUAUAUGAUGGUGCAAGUCAGAAGGGCAACCAUGUUCCUCCUCUUCCAGCUGAUGAGCAUGUUCCAAGCUGGGUCAGGCAGAUUCUGGGUUAACUACAUGAUGGACAUGCUCCUCUACAUGGAAGAUCACAAGACCUGCUUCUGCCAGAGGGAGUGGGAGCAGCAGCUGCUGCAGGACCCACUGGUGAGAUCUGCUUUUGUGAGAAGCCUCGUGCUGGUGGGUGAAGCUCUCACCCAAGAGAGCAGGAUUCUCUUGGUGGGCCAGGACACAUACACCGUGCUGUCCCCCCUGCUGGAGAUCCUCAGAGGCAAGGACCGGGCCCAGCUGCAGAGCCCCGAUCACCAGCAUACCCUGCUGGCCAUCUCAUACUUAGGGAAAUUCGAGCCUCGCCUGUCUAAGGAACAGGAGGCUGAGACCAUCAGCACUUGCAUCGCCAGCUCCAUGAUUCAGCGCCCAGCCCUGGCGAAGCUGAGAGGGACUGAGGUGGCAGAAAGCUCCGUUAUCUGGGCAGAGUCUCUCCAACAACUGCUCUGGGAGGGCCUGGAUCGUGUGCUGCAGACUUUCCUGGAGCAGCACCUGACCCCCACCAUGCUACUGCGUCUGUUUCUGAACUUGCAGCCGUGGAUCUGCUCUCCCCGAGCCCAGGAGAGGAGCCGAGGUGUGAGAGCCAGCGCCCGUCUCUUCAUGUUCUAUAGUUUCGAAGCCAUCACCAAGGACCUGAAAUCCAUGGCAGAGCAGGGCUACGUGGCCGGGAUGCUGAUAAGCCAGGACUUCGAUGUUCAGGAGGCCACCAGAUACUUGGCAUCUCAGGCUCUCUACUGGCUCUUCAUGCCUUGCAAAGCCAUCGUGGACACCGGGACAGGGGCGGUGGCGACCAUGCUGAGCAAGAUGCAGGAGGAUGCCAGCUGCAGAGAGAGCCCUGCCCAUGUUCCUAUGCUCAUCGCGAAGCACCUGCCGUUGCGUGACCUCAUGCCCUUCAGCUUCACCCUGCUGGUGGGCCUGCUGGAGAAGGGGGAGCGUGCUGACCAGCUGGCGGGCGUCAUGGAGGCGGUGCUGAGAGAGAAAGAAUCCGAGCUACAGGGCCAAGUGCAGGAUCUGCACACGGCUCUUUCCUACACACUGUGCCCACCCCGGGGGGGGCAGCUGAGUGAAGGGACAAGAGACAUCCUACACCUACUGGCCAGAGAGCACACCAAGGCCACAGUCAGCAUCCUCCUGCAGAUGCCCUGGCCUUACGAGCGCCAGGCCAAGGCCAUCUGGAGAUUCCUAGGUGCAGACCCCACGCUGGCCAGGGGACUGCACAUCCUGCUGUACGACAGCCCGGAGAAGGGCCGGGCUAACGCUAGACAGACCCAGGACAGGAGCUGUCCCCAGCCGGCCCGGCUGCCCCCGGCGACCACACGUGGCCUGUGGGAGCUGGUCGGGGCCCUGGGUCAAGCGGACACGCUGGAGGGACUUGAGGACGACCUGUUCGCCUCUUGCUUCCUUGCCAUCGCUUGCUCCCCGGCACGGCACCUCUCGGGAGCCUAGCAGGACCUGCCCAGUGAUGCCAGUCCCCGCAGCAUGGCCGUGCAAGCCCUGGUGUGGGUGCUGCAUCUCAGGGGCAGUCAGCCGGCUGUGGCGCUAAUGGACCAGGAGCGAGGCUGGCAGCUGCUCGAGGAGGCCCAGCCCGAGGGGUUCGCUCUCCUGAGCAGGGCCAUGGUGAUCCACCCAAAGCAGGCCCUGAAGAGCAUCCCGUGGCUCCUCCUUCCCAGCCUCCAGGCCAGCCAGGAGGGCGAACGCAUGGCCUGCACUGUCCUGUUGGCAGAGUUCUUCGGCAGCCCCCUGCUGAUGGAGAAUGAGCCCAAGGCGAUGCGGAAGCAGGUUGUGAAGGCCAUGCUGCAGGACAGUAACAUCCACAUUCAAGGCAGAGCGCUGCACGGCCUCAGGAACGCAAUAACCAAGUUUCUGGACAAGGUCAGGAAGAAACGAGAGCAGAUCCUGGGGAGCUUUGUCUGUGCCGUGUGUGAAUGCUGUGACCCCCGCGCCGUUCUGGAUGCCAUGGAAGGGCUCUGCUGGAUGCUGCAGGACCCCACGGCGUCUCUGAAGGCACACGUCGCCAUCCCACUGGCCUUGCAGAUGAGAACAUUCUUUGAGGAUGAGAACAGUGGCCUGAGGUGGGCCUCCAUGGAGCUCUUUGGCCACCUCAGCAAAUUGGUUUCCAAGAAGUCGUCCCUCUUUAGGGUUGAGGUGGAGAAGAGCAUGGGGACGCUGCUCAUCCACCUGCAGGACAGGGACCCCCAGGUGGCCCAGCCCGUGGUGCUCAGGGAGGCUCACCCAGCUCCCUUCACACCCUUCCUCAGCUACCAGCCCCUGUGCAUGCUCAUGCGGAGCCAGCUGGCCGAGGGGGCGGCCCCCGCCAUCCCCACCUUCCUGAGCGAAGCCUGCAGGACCCUGCUCCAGGACUGCCCAGGGAGGCUGAGCAAGAAGGCUGCCCUGAGAGCAGCAGCUGCCCAGCAGCUGAUAGGCUACAUGAUGGACAAUUGA
This is a messenger RNA of Dermochelys coriacea (leatherback sea turtle), 3843 nucleotides long. RefSeq names its product maestro heat-like repeat-containing protein family member 1. Gene Ontology annotation, cellular component: cytoplasm. The record is from RefSeq and is a predicted model, not a curated record. NCBI's taxonomy places the organism in Eukaryota, Metazoa, Chordata, Testudines, Dermochelyidae.